AUGUGUUUGGAGGCCCUGGCACCUUGCAUUAGUACCAACGUGCAGAACGCCUUCCUUCCCAGCGAACUCGACGCCAACACGCGGCAAACCAAGGAACGGCGUCGGGGAUGCACCCCGACAGUCUCCUUCAUGCACCCCAACCUAACUUUGGUUGCGCUUGAUUUCGCAGAGCCGGUUUGGGAGGCAAGCGGGAGGGCGAUCGGAUGCCGUGUUGCUGGGUUCAAGAGCUCGCCCGACGGGAGCGCCGGCCAGGCGCAGCGUACCGGUGCGGUGCGGCCCGGUGAUGUGCUGACAGGAGUUGGCGAUGUUCCGGUCGGUGACAUGUCGUUCGAAAAGAUUGUGACGUUACUACGGCAAAGACCAACACGCCCGGAGCGGCGCUUGACCUUCCAGUCCAGCCUAACAGCCACAACAACAGCUCCAACACCCCCACCCCGUUCGCCGAGAACUCGGAUCCAGCAACAGGCGUCGUUGAUGUUCGUCGUAGAAGGCAACGACGCCACCGUCGCCAGCUCUGGGGGAAGAACCGAACCAGCGACUCCGUCUCCCGAGGCUCAGCCCAGACCUGUCGGCGGAACCAAUGACGAGGGUGUUGACCACCAGCCUGCUGAUCGCGUCGGCAGCAGAGUGGAAGAACGGCAGCAGCGAUUGGGGUGGGCCAGUCCAGCGGACGAGGUGGAUAUGAUGACGGCUCAACCACCAAAGAGCGCCCCCGAGGGUACUGCCUUGGGUGAGGAAGACGACGGUAGUGCAUGGUGGAAAGGCGCACAGCAGGUCGGGUUGGGCCAGGGCAGCGACGACGACAACACCGCAACCUCCGAUACCCUCUCUGGCGUCGAGUAUUUCUGUCCUGAUGUUCAUGCCGCCACCGCCAUGACGGACCUUGCUGCUUCUGCCGUCGGUGUUUCCGGUAGCCCGGAAAAUGGCCGAGACUCGUCGUCGCAAGGACUCGCGCAGGUACUCUACGAGGCUGGGCUAGUGCCGGAGGCUUGCCGGCAGGAUACCAACGGAAUGGACGUCUUAGCUCCAGCUGCUGCCAGCGACAGCUCUGCACCCGAACACGUCGGAGACGGCGGUAACGCCGGACAGCAGUGCGGUGACGCUGCAGCUACCCACGGGGUUACCGGGGGGCCGCCCCUGUCGGGUCAGGUGGCGGGGGACGAAGAGCGCCGGUUGUUGCCGGCUGACUCGACUUCGGCUGCUGAUGCUCGAAAUCCUCCGGUCCCUGCGUGCGGCCCCAGUCAACACCAGCUCCCACGACACACACCAGGGGUGUUUUCCUUGGCAGCGAUAGCGCCAACGUCGCCCGGUGACGUCGUUGUUGGCCCUAGCUCUACCGUGAGCCGGAUAUCGACGGGGCUUGACGGGAGGCGAGACCGCGGGGAGCACGGCUUUUACGCCGGCAACGGCGGACGCCUGCCGUUGAACAGUUCACCCGAGACUGUGGACCGAUCCUUCGAUACCAUCUCUCUGCGCUCGGAACCAACCGUCUACGCCAAGGAGGCGUCGUCCAAGCAGUGGAUCUCUAUGUUGACCAGCCUUUGGGGUGGCGGGAGGGGAGACAGCGGUGGUGAGUCGUCUCCGGCGCCAGAGAAUGGGGAAGGCGAAGUAGAAGAAGCGCGGCGAUUGGCCCGAUCGUUGGCCGUGAAGCUCAAGGAGCGGGCACGGCGUUGCGAGGAGCUGGAAGACUUGUUUGGCCUCCGGGACCAUCAGGUGUCGAUGCUUCAGCGGCAGAGCAACUCGCUAGCGGCGCGCGCCGCUUCUCUUGCCGACGACCUCUCAGACAAGUCGGCCCUGAUCGAAGCGCUCCAACUGGACCGGUCGCGCUUGGAGCGAGAACUGGCCCAGUCCCGACUCCGGCACGAAGAAGGCGUGGAUGCUGCGCGCGGCGAUGACGGUUCGGGUCAACGCUCGGCGGAGUCCGGCGCUUGCGGGGACGAGUCAUCAAUGCCGCGGCCCGAAGAGAGCGGCGCCGCCACCUCCGUUGCUGCGACGCCGGAGGUUGAUGGCGAGGCUGCUGUGGCCCUGGCGGCAGCUGUCGAGGUGGCCGAGAGGAAAGCCACGGCGGCAGAGGCCCGCUCUCUCGCCCUCGCCGAGAUGGUCGACGGCCUCGUGGCCGGCAAGAUCGGGUGGGAGGAAGAGCGGGCCGCGCGGGCGGCCGAGGCGCUGCGGCUGCGAGCGCUUGUGCGCGGUCUCGAGGAGGCUGCUGCUCUGGCGGGCGAGGAAGGCGGCGGGCGAAAGCAGGUGGAGGGCCUGCGGGAGCUGCUGAGAGAGCGCACGCGGGAGUUGGAGGCGAAGAGCGUGGCGAUGGAGAGGCUUGCGAUGCGCAUACGGGAGCUCGAGGAAGAAAACUGUCGGCUUGGUGUUUCCCUGUCAGCGAGGGAGGAAGACAUCUUGGUGUCCGACAUGCAGAUGCGGGCGUUAUCGGCGAGGCUCAAGGAGGAGGUUAGAGCCAGCGGCGAGGCGGCGGCGAGGGCGGAGGCUGUGGUCGGGGAGCUGAGAAAGGCGUUGGAGGAGGCGACCACGGCGGCGGAGGUGGCUGGGGGUAGUGGCGAGGCGGAAGAAAAUGUCGCGAGUCCUGGCGGAGCAGCAGCGGGAGCGGACGGGGAAAGUGGAGAAGGGAGCACCGACAGGCCGUCAAUCGGGAAUAGAUUGGAGUGGGCCGAGGAACACGCGCGCCUCCAACACAACCUCAUGUCGCUCAGAGAGGCCCUGGAGGACCGAGAACGCCAGGCCGCUGAUGAGGCGGCCAUGUCCUCGACACUGAAGGCCGCGCGGGACGACCGCGACCGGUCUGCCAGGGAGAAGGGUAACCUGCGAGAGGCGGUGGAUUCCCUCCGGGUGGAGCUCGCGGAAGCUUCGGCGCUGGCCGCAUCUUCUUCGGGGAGGCGCGACGGAGGCGUGUCUCUCGGCGGGAACGGGGCCCUCACGUCGGGUUCUGUCGCCGCCGCGGGGGGAGACAAUGAUGGUUGUGGCGGCGAGGGGGUGGGUGGUGCUCGUCCCGACGGGAGGCGCCGGGAGGCUUUGCAAGAGAGGGAGUCUGAGGGGGGCGAAAGGGAGACGGAGAGGAGCGGUGGUCAUGCGGUAGCGGUGAAAGUGCAGAAGGGAGAGGUGGAAGCGGAAGGUCCUGAGCACCGACGAGUUGGUGCCGUCAGCGGGGGCGCACCUGCUGCGGUGUCGGGAGCUAGAGACCGGUGGGUCGAUGGGGGCUUCGAGGGAACCAUAGGCAAGCGCCCCCGUUUUUUGUUCACACGCACCACAGAUGACGUGCAGCUGGACUUGAUGGAGAAGGACAUCGUCAUCGAGCAGCUGCGCACCCAGCUGAAGCAGCUGCGGUCGAGGAUAGCGGUGAUGGAGGAGAAUCAGGCGGCCGACACGGCUCCCCUCCAAGGGCUGCUCAACCAGCUGGGAGAGCUAAAGGGCUCCGUUGAAGAACGAGAGGAGCGCGAGCAGCAGUGCAGGGACCAGGUAGACUUGGGCCUCCUCAGGAUGGAGCGGCUUAAGGAGGAGAGCACAGCAGCAACGGCCGCGGCUGCUGCUACCGCUGCUGUUGCAUCGCCACCUGUUUCCUCUGCUUGGUUGCCGGGGGCCCCGCGACCUAUCUCGGCACAGGCCGACCCUUGGCGCGGUCGAGCUGAGCUGCAGCGCCUCCGGCGGCAGCUGGAAGACUUGCAGUGGGACACGCGCACCCUCAAGCGCCGCAUCGAGGAGCGGGACAACCAAGUCAGAGACGCCCGGGCCGAGGCCGAUGGCCUCAAUUCUCGUUCCCGCACCGCGGAGCGAGAACUCGCGGGCGCGCAAGGCGAGCUGGCCGUGGCGGUAGCGGAGCUAGCGGUGGAGAGACGAAAGACCGGCGCUCUCCGGUCAGAGCUGCAGUCCUCCCGCGCGGAGCUGCAGUCCGUUCGUGACCGCGCGGCGAACGCGGCGGCGGCGGCAGAGCGCUCGGCGCAAGAGCAAAGGUCGCGACUGGAACAGGAGGGCAGGGACCGCUUGUCGGUUGCGACUGCGGCCGAGGCCAGAGCAAGAGAUCGCGUGGCAGAGUUGUCGGCCUCGCUGGGAGCCGCCACCGCGGAGCGUGAUGCGCUGCUGUUGUCGGCGAAGGCCGCGGGAGAAGAGGCGACACUAGCAGCGGCAGCAAAGCAGGGCUUUGAUCCUACGGUGGAAGACGUAACGGCGCGUGCCCGAGAAGUGGAGUCUUUACGGUGUGCCCUGGCCGCGCGGGACGUGGAACUAGAGUCUAUCAUUGAUGCUACGGCAGGGUUCGGUCACCACGCCGUUGGCCUUGGUGGUAGUGGUGCGUUGCGCGGUGCGCUGGCAGCGGCAACAGAGGCGAGGCGUGCAGGGCGGCUUGUGGCCGAACUUGAGGAGGAGUGCUCGUCGCUAAAGGCCAAGGUAAAGGAGGAGCACGCCGACGCCCAUCGUCUUCGAGAAGCCCUGGAGCAGGUCAGGCUCGCCGAGCAGAGAGCAACCGCCGCCGCAACAGCUGCGACCGCUGCUGCUGCCACUGCCGCUGCUGCCCGUGGACCCUCUCCCAGUCCCUCGCAGGACACGGGCGGCGGCAAUGACAGAGAGGGAGGACACUCGGCAGCCGAGGCGCAAGCAAUGAGCAAGCGCGUCCAGGAGGCCGAGGAUGCCCUGCAGAAGGCCCUGGCAGGGGCGCAGCGGGCUUGGGGCGUGGUGUCAUCGUGCCUCUCGGACGACGGCAGCAGUAGGGUGGACAACGACGACGGCGCCGUCUCGACCUCUACACCGCCUGCCCUCCCGCCGGCCAUGGCCUCGUUUCUCCUGUGGCAGCACCCAGCAUCACCAGUAGACCCGUCUCUGGGCGCCCUCAUCUGCGGCGUAGAGGCGUUAGCCGCGGCUUACCGGCGCCGGGGACACGCCGCUCGGCAAGCCACGGUCGCCGCGCGCGCCAAGGCGGUCUGCGCGAGAGAGGCCCGGCGGAGGGAAGAGGCGGAAAAAAGGGCAAGGGAAGACGCCGAAGGACGCCUUGAAGAGGCAAUGAUAGCCUUGGAUGAUUGCAGGCGAUGCCACGAGCAGCAGCAGCAGCAGCAGACAUGCUGGGGUGUCGGUCGGGCGGCUGAUGGUCCAGGACCCGGAGGAGGGAUGCCAGGGGAUGGGGGUGGCGGACGGUCGUUCCUGUCCCACGAGCAAGAAGAGCACCUGCGGCAGAUCCGGAGCGAGGUGGACAGACUGGAGGGUCAAAAUCGGACUCUCCGCCGGAGCCUAGAAGGCGGAAGCGUUGGGUUGAUAGGGAAAAUGACGGAGCUGUACAGGGAGACGGGAGAUGGUAACCACGGCGACUUGCCCACACAGAGGUUACUGUUUCCGCCGUCGUUGGCCACCGGCGGUGACAACACCGAAGAGGGCGGGCCACGUGCGAACUUGCGUGCGAGUCGCUGGGAACGUGCCGAGGGGUUGAGCGGGCGAGGGGCGUCAGCCAGCACACCGAGUCCGAGCCCCGGCCGUUCGUGGACAGCGCCCUCGAACAUUCACGCAAGAGGGAGCCCGUGCUAUCGGCGGGGUGGCGAUGGGGAUGGGCCAGGGCAGGAUGAUCAAGAUGACGACCAGGAAGAGGCGCGGGCCCGUGUGUUGGAGGAGUUCGCUAGUUGCUGUGCCGCACCGCAGGAUGACGGAUCUGGUGGCACGCUAGUUCCGGUGUGGGGAAGCGAAGCCUAA
Ectocarpus sp. CCAP 1310/34 is the source of this 5679-nucleotide messenger RNA. NCBI's taxonomy places the organism in Eukaryota, Phaeophyceae, Ectocarpales, Ectocarpaceae. The record is from the annotation of a GenBank genome assembly.